AUGUUCAACAAACAGCAACAGAAUGGAAGUUCAGCUGACUUUAGCACAACGGAAUGUUCAACAAACAGCAACACAACGGAAGUUCAACAAACAGCAACACAACGGAAGAUCAACAAACAGCAACACAACGCAAGUUCAACAAACAGCAAUACAACGGAAGAUCAACAAACAGCAACACAACGGAAGUUCAACAAACAGCAACACAACGGAAGUUCAACAAACAGCAACACAACGGAAGAUCAACAAACAGCAAUACAACGCAAGUUCAACAUACAGCAAUACAACGGAAGAUCAACAAACAGCAAUACAACGCAAGUUCAACAUACAGCAACACAACGGAAGAUCAACAAACAGCAACACAAUGGAAGUUCAGCUGACUUUAGCACAACGGAAUGUUCAACAAACAGCAAUACAACGGAAGUUCAACAAACAGCAAUACAACGGAAGUUCAACAAACAGCAAUACAACGGAAGUUCAACAAACAGCAAUACAACGGAAGAUCAACAAACAGCAAUACAACGCAAGUUCAACAGACAGCAACACAACGGAACAUCAACAAACAGCAACACAACGGAAGUUCAACAAACAGAUACACAACGGAAGAUCAACAAACAGCAACACAACGAAAGUUCAACAUACAUUAAUAUAACGAAAGUUCAGCAUACAACAAUACAGUGA
Mya arenaria is the source of this 678-nucleotide messenger RNA. RefSeq lists its product as uncharacterized. Lineage: Eukaryota; Metazoa; Mollusca; Bivalvia; Myida; Myidae. Bases 1 to 678 code for a protein of 225 amino acids. The record is from RefSeq and is a predicted model, not a curated record. The transcript has a single exon.